UAGGUUUAAUGUGGUCGCUAAGAACACAGCGUACAUCUCGGAGCCUGUCUACCUUCUAGACAGUGUGGUCUACAUCGCUAUCAAGACAUUCACCAGAAAAAAAAAGAAGAAAAAAAGCUGUGCGAUUCAGCCGCUACGUCCUGCCCGGAGCGAUGGGAGGUACGGCCGCCGUUGAUAUUUUCCUGUCGUGAGUCCAUCGUCAUUAAUUUGCGAUACAGCAUCUGAUCAGCGCAUUCAUGAUGUUUUCCCCUGUGACAGAGGCCGAGACGCGUCAGAAAUUGCUGCGCAAUGUGAAGAAAGAGGUGAAACAAAUCAUGGAGGAGGCAGUAACGAGGAAAUUUGUGCAUGCUGACAGCAGCCACAUCAUAUCGUUCUGUGCUGUAGUGGAGGCCUGCGUGCUUCAUGGACUGAAGCGCCGUAUUGCGGGCCUGCUGUGCAGUAACAAGGUUGCGGCACUCUUCAUGAAGGUGGCAAAAAGCUUUUCCCCUGCUGAGGAACUCUGCCUCAAGGUCCAGGAGCUGGAACAGCUUAUAGAAAUCAGCAAGCAGAACAAUUCCUCGCUGAGUAAUGACCGCAGUCGGCAAUCUAAGUUGGCAAAUCUCCCUCCUCAGGCACUCAAACACCUGUGGAUCCGAACUGCACUGAUGGAGAAGCUCUUGGACAAGAUUGUUCUGUACUUGGUAGAGAACAGCAGUGCCUUCUACGAGAAAGAAGCUAUGCUGAUGGAUCCUGUGGAUGGACCAAUUCUUGCAUCUCUAUUGGUUGGCCCUUGUGCUUUGGAGUACACCAAAGUUAAGACUGCAGAUCAUUUCUGGACCGACCCAUCUGCUGAUGAGCUUGUACAGCGACAUCGCAUCCACAGCGGCCACUGUCGGCAGGAUUCGCCCUCCAGACGACCUGCCCUGAUCCAGAAGAGACAGUCCAGUGGUAGCAUGGAUGAUCGCCCUCUCAUGUGGGUGAGGGAAUAUGUUGAAUCUCUCCACCAAAACUCCAGAGCCACACUUCUGUUUGGAAAAAACAAUGUCCUUGUGCAGCCGAGAGAUGACAUGGAGGCCAUCCCAGGCUACCUUUCUCUACAUCAAACUGCAGAUCUCAUGACACUGAAAUGGACACCCAAUCAGCUGAUGAAUGGCAAUGUGGGGGAGCUUGAUUCUGAGAAAAGUGUUUAUUGGGAUUAUGCUAUGACUAUUCGUUUGGAAGAGAUUGUGUAUCUCCACUGUCACCAGCAAGUCAAUAGUGGUGGGACAGUAGUUUUGGUGAGCCAGGAUGGGAUCCAGAGACCUCCUCUACAUUUCCCCAAAGGAGGCCACCUCCUCCAGUUUCUCACCUGCCUGGAGACCGGCCUGCUACCUCAUGGACAGCUGGACCCACCACUCUGGAAUCAGAGAGGAAAGGGAAAAGUUUUCCCCAAAUUGCGAAAGAGGAGUCCACAAGGCUCAUGUGAUUCUGUAUCAGAUAAGGAAGAUGAUGAAGCAACCGAUUAUGUGUUUCGGAUCCUCUUUCCUGGCAAUCAGAUGGAGUUCAUGGCUCUAGAGCUGAUGGACCAGGGUGUGAACAUGUGGCAACCAACCCCCAGAAAGUCCUCAUGCUCCUCCUGCUCACAAAAUGGCUCUUCUGAUGGCUCUCUGCCUAAUGGCUGUAAUCAAGAAAGGGCUCCUUUAAAGCUCCUUUGUGACACCAUGAAGUACCAGAUAAUCUCCCGUGCUUUCUAUGGAUGGCUUGCAUACUGCCGUCAUCUGUCAACAGUUCGUACCCACCUUUCUGCUCUGGUGAACACCACUAUAGUUGACCCUGAUGUGCCCUGUGAUGCCCGAGGAGGCCUCUCAGUGGAGGUCUGGGCCAGGUUCCUCAAGGACAGCUCUGCCUAUGAAGAGAAGGAGAUACACAGGCUUGUGUAUUUUGGUGGUGUGGCCCCUUCACUACGCAAAGAGGUCUGGCCCUUCCUGUUGGGACACUACCAUUUCACCAUGACUGAGAAAAGCAGGCUGGAGAUUGAUGAGCAGAUGCGGAUCAUGUAUGAGCAGACUAUGAAAGAGUGGCAGGGUUGUGAGGCCAUUGUCCGUCAGAGGGAGAGAGAGAAACAUGCUGAGGCCCUCGCCAGAUGUUCAUCUGGAGCCAGUGUGGAAAAAGGACCAGUGCAGCGGGACUCCACCAUCAGCACAGAUUCGUCUCUAAGUAGCAGCUCAGAUCAACAGAAUUCCCACUCACAGAGUGAUUCCAGCAGUAGCGUACAGGUAUUUGGAUCAGUUGAGGCAGUGGAUCAGAUUGAGUCUGAGCCCAGGCCUGAGAAAGGAGAAGUACAGCACAGUAGUCCAGUGAAGGACAUCACAAAUGGAACUGCAGACUCUUCACAACUUCCCUCCUUCAACCCCUCCUCUCCAGGUCUGUCAAAUCAGCGUCCAGGUUUGGAAAACAAGCUUCUUGUACCAGAGUCAGCUGUUGGAUCUACAACUUCUAAACCAUCAGCUGAAGUCUUAAAUGAGGAAAUCACAACUGGAGGAGAGACAAAUGAUAUGGACCCAGCAGCCAAGGACAAGAUUUCAGAGAUUGAAAAGAUGGAGAAACUUUCAGAAAGUGACGUAGUUGUGGACACCGGAAUCAGCAAGUCAAAAGAGACAUCUGAAGCUGAAGAAAAACCUGAAGUACAAGGAAAAGAUAUAACAACAAAUGAACAAUCUAAUGAUUUAAAAGCAGUAGACACAAAUAUGAAUAUAAGAUCUGCUCCAGAGAAUACUAAUGUUCUAAAGCUAGAAACAGAGAUUCAUAAUGAAUAUUUCCAAGCACCUCCACUUGGGGUUACCUUGACUUCUCAAGCACGCAAGAGCAAAGCUCUAGAAGUGGUGCCAUUAUGUCCGCCUACAGCAGGAAAAGAUACUGAUUACCAAAUUGAAAAAAAGCCAGGGAUUUCUGACAAACCUGAAACACCUUCUGAAAAAAACCCAUCACAGAUGCUCAAAACCUGUGCCUCUGAGCCAGAAAGAAAGGAAGCUGAAGCAACAGUUUGUGACUUAGCUGAAACCAAAAGGGACAAAGUUGCAGAAAUUCCAUUUGAGAAACCUGGUUCAAAUUCACCAGUCAGACAAGUACUGAAUGCUCUUCAGUCAGCGUCAAGGGGGAGCCUUACACUAUCGUCCCACUCUCGGCAGUCUCCAGACACAGCAGAUUCAGAUGACUCUCCUUCUGCACUGGAAAUGGAGGACAUUCCUUCAGGGAUAACAUAUGUGACUUCCGAGGAUAUUAAGGCCAGGCCUUUGGCAGGCCUUGCUGCACCACCUAUCUCUCUGGCACAAAGAGAGAAAAUGGCACCUGAGGGCCUUGUCCUGGAUCACCAUCUGGACACAGCUUGUAACACCAGUCCUGAGGGCACAGACCUGGGCCUUUCUGAAGAGGAACCUGAGAUGGACAAUGUGCUCACUGAACCAGAAUCUGCAGAGGUGGGAGGAGACACCAAACACGAUGAAUCCUCAGAAGAACAAACCUAUUCUCAAGAAACACUGGACAUGUACUUAAUCAACUUACAUCGCAUUGACAAAGAUGUCAGACGUUGUGACAGAACAUACUGGUACUUUACUCCUGAGAACCUUGAGAAACUGCGUAACAUCAUGUGCAGUUAUGUAUGGCAGCAUCUGGAUACAGGUUACGUCCAAGGCAUGUGUGAUCUACUGGCUCCCCUACUAGUUAUUCUGGAUGAUGAGGUCAUGGCAUUUAGCUGCUUCACUGAACUGAUGAAGAGGAUGAACCAGAAUUUUCCUCAUGGAGGUGCCAUGGACUCUCACUUUGCCAAUAUGCGUUCUCUCAUCCAGAUCCUGGACUCUGAGCUUUUUGAACUGAUGCAGCAGAAUGGAGACUAUACCCACUUCUACUUCUCCUAUCGUUGGUUUCUACUGGACUUCAAAAGAGAAAUGGUAUAUGAUGAUGUGUUCUCCGUGUGGGAAACAAUCUGGGCAGCCAAGCACACCUCCUCGGAGCACUUUGUGCUUUUCAUUGCUCUGGCACUUGUGGAGAUGUAUAGAGACAUCAUCUUAGAAAAUAACAUGGACUUCACAGACAUCAUCAAGUUCUUCAAUGAAAUGGCAGAGAGACAUAAUGUCCCCCAGGUCCUGAUGAUGGCUCGAGACUUGGUCAACAAAGUGCAGACUCUCAUAGAAAACAAAUGAUACACGAUGCUGCUGUUCAGCUCACGCGAUUCUUUGCGCUAAAUUGUUUCAUGAUACUGACACAACCACAUAAUAGUCACGUAUUAAAGAGGAAAGGAAUCAAUGUAAAAUAAAUGCGGUGAUUGGUAGGUUCUGAAAAGAAAAUUUGUUAUUCAAAUUGCUCAUUAUUCUAAGAUAGUAAAACAACUUAUCUUCACUUGCCCAUUUAUAUAUUCAGGAGAUGCAAGUAUUGCCAUUACAUUUAUUUUUCAAGUGUUAUUGUUCACCUAGUGAAUGUACCCUUGUUGAAACUGCUUCAGGAUGUCAUUUCUUUUGCCUUAAACUUAGCUAUUUUUUCAGGGAUACAGCAACCAUAUUUUUCACUGUAUAGUUAUUCUUAAAGGUUAAUUUUGUUAAGUUAUACCUACCAUACUUACACAUCUUAUGAUACACUUGAAUAUAUUUUCAGUAAUAAUAUCUGGCGUUAUUAGAUGAUUUGGUUUUGUAAACAUUAGAGGUACUACCAACCACAGCUUGGUUGGUAAGUGCUAGGUUGUGUCCAAGUAGCAUGUGUGGUCACUUGUUUGCCUCUCAACAGCCAUUCUGAGGACCACUCAGUGGCGUUUCUGAGGCUUGAGGACCCUUUUUCUUGCAUUUUCCUCCCAUGCACACAAGCUAGCAAGAUAUCCAGACUGAACCUGUAAACUCUGUGCAGUCUAGCAUGAUUGCACACAGUUUGCAUAUACAGUAUCACCAUUUCCCCUGUUCCCCAAGUUCUCAUACUGUGUGCUUCUUUUAUCUCCAUCCCCCUCUGUGCAUUGGUUAAGGUGUGAUUCAGCGUGCUUAAUUUCAUUCUUUGCCACCUAUCCUAGCUUUCAUUUCUGUGUAGACCAGUGCUUCUCUGGAAUUAACUCAUUAAAAUGGUAAAUGCAGAUGUUCAGUACAUUUUUCGUUCCCUUGGCCAACAAAAUGCUGCUCAGGUUGAAGAAUUCAGCUGUUGGUUCUCAAAACAUCAAGACAGAACAGUGCUAACAGGUUAUGCUUCCUUGCAGCGUGUUGAGAGCUGCUUUUCAUGGUUAAUUUUGAGCUGGUGGUAUUAUCAAAGGGGUGAGCGAUUUAGGCAGCCUGCUUCCUUUGCACUCUGCACUUCUGCACCCUCUUUCACUUUCCCCUGAAGAGGUUCAUAGUUUUCUGUCUCUGUCUUGCCCUGCAGCUCGAGGUUGCCUUGUCUUUAACGCACUCUGGUCAGUUCCUUCUAUAUGCCACAAUUGGCAACAACAUUCACAAUAAUUGUUGAUAUUUUUAAUUUUCUCUUCACUAUUACCUCAAUAUCUCCAUGUUUAUACCUGUUAAAAAGGAACUCUGCUGGCUAACCACUUAACCUUUCGUUUGAGGCUGAUACCAGUAUCACAUUCACGGGUCCACAUUGGCCAUUUCUCAUACACCUUCCUCAGUUACAUAUUAUGUCCUAACUGGGUUUAUACCUAGAAAGCACCCUCCACCCUGAUGGGAUUACCUCUCAGUCAAGUUGUUCUCAGUCUGCUCAACUGGAUCUGGUGCCCUCCAUUUCCUUGGAGGGCACACUUUUUGGCCUGACAAUAAUGAUCACCAGAUUUACUACAGCCCACCUCUUAGCUUGAGGGAACACAUUUACUCCACACUCAAUCGUUUCUAUUCUUUUUGUUUCUUUUUGUUUGUUCUAUUUCCGUAUACCGUGCUGCUCAGACUGUCAUAACUCUCUGCUUGGAAAAUGUGAUCUUGCUGAAGCCCUCAUCAGGUUUUUGCAGCUUUGUAAGCACCAGAAGUAUUACAUUUAAAGGGGCGGUUCAGUGAUAGCUAUUCAGUGGUAUGUAGCCAUGGAUAUAAUCUUUGUUUUAUUUGUGUAAGUUUUGAGAUACACACUGUUGAAUCUUCUGCCUCAGACCUAAUGCAGUGGAUGUGAAUGGAAUUUCAAAUGUUGAAAAUUCCUUACAACAUUUAAUUGCAAUGAGUCUUUAUAUUGAGACUUGAGAUCUUUUUUGGAGCGAUCUCAAUGAAAUCCCAGUAACAUGAAUCUAAUCUGUUAGGCAGAAAUUUCAGAAAUGGAUAUUUUCAAAAUCUCAGCUGAUAAAAACAACAACUGUAUCUACAUGGAUAGACACCAACAGAGAUAAGUCAGAAAAAAUGUUUUAUUGGUGCCACUCACAGUUGCAAAAUAGCCAAAGCACACCCAUGUUUGGUUUGGCUGAAAUUCCAGUGCUUUGAUAUCACUGCUAAUGUGUCUCCAUAUGAUCUUCAAAAACAUACCUGAGUAUUGUUGUUUGUGUAUUGGUGUGUUUGUUGUCAGAAGAUUUACUGUGUACAAUGUAUUAAAAAGAAACUAACUUAUUGUACAAAAAACUAAGCUAGUACAUAUUUAUUAAAUGCAAUACAACGUCUGUACAGUAUAUGGACUGUAUCUGAUUAUUAUGAACAGAAAGAUAAAAGUAUGCCAUUGGAAAUAAAUAUAUUUUUAUUUUUUUCUGUCUUCUCAAAUUGUCACCUGGUUAAUUUAUUGUGU
Messenger RNA from Xiphias gladius (swordfish), 6675 nucleotides. It is a transcript of the gene sgsm1b, whose product is annotated as small G protein signaling modulator 1b. Gene Ontology annotation, biological process: activation of GTPase activity. Bases 237 to 4157 code for a protein of 1306 amino acids. NCBI's taxonomy places the organism in Eukaryota, Metazoa, Chordata, Actinopteri, Istiophoriformes, Xiphiidae. The record is from RefSeq and is a predicted model, not a curated record. The transcript has 24 exons. Gene Ontology annotation, molecular function: GTPase activator activity.